Molecule: messenger RNA, 690 nt
Organism: Patiria miniata (bat star)
Lineage: Eukaryota; Metazoa; Echinodermata; Asteroidea; Valvatida; Asterinidae
Product: protein FAM98A-like
Exons: 7
Coding region: 1-690 (229 amino acids)
Cellular component (GO): tRNA-splicing ligase complex
Source: RefSeq, a predicted model, not a curated record
AUGCCCAUGGCUAGGGAUUCAGGAUGUAAUAGUCCAUCAAAAAGUCAUGUGGUUUAUCAUCAUUCCCGUCAUUUUUCUUGCCUGGUUGCAGAAUUCCUGACAAGUGAGCUGCAAGCUGCCAAGAUUAUCGCCAGCCGACCCCAGAAGGUGGAGGCCAUGCAAGUGGAUAAAGAGUGCGGAUGGCACGUAUCUAGCCAGCACCUGAAGAACAUCUGCGUGGGUCUGAAGCUAAAGAAGCCCCCGGCAGGUGUCAACGAGGUCCAGUUAUUCAAUCAGAUAGAGCAAAGUAUACGAGAAAGACUAGGCAGCAUGGGCACUGAAGGGGCGGGCAAGCCUAUCCUGAAGAAACAGCUCACGGAGCAACAGUGGGCCAAAUUGGGAAAGAUCAAUGAUCGUAUGAGGAAGGAGUACAGUCUGCGCAGGCAGAUGUUACUGAAGCGUCUUGAUGUCACCAUACAGUCUUUCCAGUGGGGAGAAAGGAUUAAGGGCAAAAUGCAAGACGAUUUAGCAGCUGCCUAUCGACCCAAACGGGGCAAGCUUGCUGCAGACAGUCCGGUUACCAUAGCAACGCUCAUGGCUGCUAGAGAAGAUUUGGCAAAGCUUAGAAAGACCAGCAGUGGGUCAGUCAGGAAGAACACAAAGUCUGCCAUCCACAAAGUCAUCAUGGGACAUGCACAGUUGAAAUACUGA